Messenger RNA from Paramecium pentaurelia, 670 nucleotides. NCBI's taxonomy places the organism in Eukaryota, Ciliophora, Oligohymenophorea, Peniculida, Parameciidae. The record is from the annotation of a GenBank genome assembly.
AUGAAUCAAAGUUAUUAUCAUAAACUAAAUAGUAGUUUAACACCUGGAAAGAAUAAAUAAAGUAAUUUAACAUAACUUUAAUUGUAAGACCUCAUAAAAAUAAUUAGAAACAUUAGCAAACAAAUAAGAGAUUCAACUGAUAAUAAUAAAAAAAGUGACUCUUUACUUAAUAUACUCAUUAAAUAAUAAUAAUAAGCAAUUUAAUCAGAUAGAUAAUUUAGUAUAGAAAGAUCUAUAAAAAAGUCUCCCUUAGAAACGUAUUCAUUAUUUAUAUUCAGAUCACCUUAUAUAUAAAAGAAUACAGCAAUUGUUUCAUCUUCACUUUCAUUUAUCAGAAGAAGCACAGAAUAAUCAUAGAUGGGUGGUAGUACAUAAUUUGAUAGAUUACUUAAUGAAAAUACAACAUUGUUAAUGAAGAUUUAAGAAUUGGAAUAAAAAGUAAAAUACAUUUUUAAAUAGUAAGAAUUCAUUAUUAUAGAUGAAAUGUUAAUCUUCUAGAAAAUAAGAUAUUUUAGUUAAAAAAGAAAAUAUAACUAAUGAUAAAUAGUUAUUAUUAUAAAUAAAUUAAAAGAAUGAAAAUGAAAAUAGAAUUUUAAAAGAAUUAAUAAAUAGGUAAACUUAUUUAAUGCAUAUUCCAUCAGUUCUAUAAACAUUAUCACUUAUUAAAUGA